GUUGAGAGAGACACUCAAAACCCUAACGAGAGCCGUCUGGAAGCUAGCACGUACGCCACCGAAAUCAAUGGAGGACGAAGCGAAAGAAGUUGUGGUGAUCGAUAAAGAUCUGAAGAAGAAGAUAAAGACGACGGUGAAUAAGAUCUUGAAACGAUCUAGUCUGUAUCAGAUCACAGAGCUUAAGGCCCGAGAAGAAGCUUCCGCUGAGUUGGAUCUCGAUCUUUCCAAAGAACCGUACAAGCUCAUCGUGAGAGAGGCCGUGGAGAGCUUCAUCGAGAAAGCGAUAUUGACAAUCGAGAGUGAGAUGGGAAAGCACCAUGAUCAGAUUGUGCAAGACAUCGAAGGAGGAAGCGAGAAAUCAACUAAGAAAAAGAAGAAGAAGAACAAGACCAAGAAGGAAGACGAAGCUGCUUAGAUUCCGAUGUUUUCAUAUAUGGUUUGGUUUUAGUGUUUUUCGAACUUGUGUCUUUUGGUUGGGGGUUACCAAAAAAUAGAAUUUGUGUCUUUUGGUUUGAUUUCUAUUGUAACUCAACUCAGCUUUUUUUUUAAAAGCU
Molecule: messenger RNA, 554 nt
Organism: Eruca vesicaria subsp. sativa (arugula)
Lineage: Eukaryota; Viridiplantae; Streptophyta; Magnoliopsida; Brassicales; Brassicaceae
Source: the annotation of a GenBank genome assembly